This is a messenger RNA of Thalassophryne amazonica, 8526 nucleotides long. It is a transcript of the gene ark2cb, whose product is annotated as ring finger protein 165b. The transcript has 9 exons. The record is from RefSeq and is a predicted model, not a curated record. NCBI's taxonomy places the organism in Eukaryota, Metazoa, Chordata, Actinopteri, Batrachoidiformes, Batrachoididae. The coding region runs from base 2828 to 3775 and encodes 315 amino acids. Gene Ontology annotation, molecular function: ubiquitin protein ligase activity; zinc ion binding.
GUAGUCAGACAUACAGCGACAGCUUCGCCUGCGGUGCUGCCAGCAACAACCAGCCGCCUGAAUGUAGAUCCGCAUGGGCUGUUUCUCUCUCUCCCUCUCUCCAAGUAACCCAGCGCAAUCAUAAGGCACGGAUCCCAGGAUGGUGUUAGUGCAUGUGGGAUAUCUGGUUCUUCCUGUGUUCGGCUCAGUAAGAAACAGAGUAUGGAGGCUGGCUCUACAUUCUGCAUUUAUCAGAUCUUUGUCGUCCCCCAUUGUGUAGCUAAUGAUCAUCUGCUGCUGUGUGGUGUGGCGUGGCCUCUGCCUGUUCUCUGCAUUUAGCUGUAUUGUGAAUCCCUUCUUCAUUUCCUCUUUCCAUCAGAAGACGACAUUGGUAUUAAAGAGCACCCCCUCCCAAGAUGUAUUCAGUCAUAGAUUUUUUUUUUUUCUUUGUAAAGCAGACUAAACCAUAGCUAACACUUAUAAAAGAGCACUUUUUUUUUUUUUUUACUUUUUCUGUCAAAUUGCUGUAGCACCGAGUAAACAUUUUAGCGCCUUUUUUUUUUUUUUUUAGAAGUCACUUGAUUGUCAUUGUGUACCUCCCAUCCAGUCUUGAUAGACAACAUGCUGUAAAUUCCUGUAAAGUGGAUACAUUUUGCAUGAUCUCAAAUACUGUACUGCAUUUGUUGAACACCAGAAUUUGGCUCACCUUCCUUCUCUUCACACAAGGUGCAAUGUACUUGAUUAACAAAUAGUCAUUAAAUACAGCAUACCAUUUGGGACCAUAUGCAUGCCAAUUUUUUAUUCUUAUUGUUAAGCUUGAACUCAAGCUUGUCAGCAUAUGCUGUGGUGUAAUUGCUUGAAGCAACUGAACGUACACUGCACCUGCACACAACAACCUGCCAUAACUGUCUCCAUUUUUUUUGUGUGUGUGUAAUCCUUUUGUUCCCUUUGCAAAUUUCAAGCUUUGAAACACACUGAAUUGUCGGGGCUGUUUGGCCUUUAAAGGCAAAUGAAAUGGUAAACACGUAAAACACGCUGACUGGUGAUUCAUCACUUCCCAGUUUCCCCACUAACAGAAGGCCAAAAUGCUAUCCAUUUCACAGGGAUGCCUAUUUUCCUGCACUGCUAAAGAGAUCCUCUAUUAGUAAUAACAUUAUUGUUUGGUUGUGGUCUCUCUUUGCCUUUUGUUCUGGUAAUAGUACUUUCAAUGCAUGGUCACAUUUGAGUCAUUUUUUUUGUUUUUUGUUUUUUUACAUUGACUAGUGAAAAUCCAAUGUAAUCUUUCUGUAGUAAAGAUGUACCCUGCUGUACUGAAAUCAUGUGCUGUAGCAAAACACGUCUGCUCAUUGGAUGCUGCUUUUGUUCUUUUUAACCCUAUAUGGAGCAUGGUGGGCCUUGCCUUCAGUCUAUGUUGUUUAUUUUUGUUGCAUGUAUUUAUAGUAUUAUUACAAACAAGCAAAAAAGAAAACACAAAUUCCACAUAUACUAAUAUUUUUUCAAUAAAGAAUAUAGUGUUUUUCCUAACCUUCAGUGUGCUUCUUGCUGAUUUCCAUUUAUUGUCCUCCCUCUCCCUCGUCCCCUACCUGAACCUGCGCCCCCCCCCGCCUCCUCUCCCGUUCUGACAAAGAUAGACGAUUUCCACGCUUCUUCCAUCACAGGGCCUGAAUGAGUCUAUCUGCUGUCAUUCAUUUUGAUUUUUUUCACAGAGACGCUUGAAAACUCAAUGUGCUACUUGCAGUCUGUAGACGUGAGCCUUUGACCCAUGGCGGCACAGUCACCGCUUGUCUGCGCAGCGGCACUGACAGUUUGUGGAAGUGAAAAACACUUUUGGAAAGUCCCUUAAACAGAACAAAGUGUAUGUUUGUGGGUCUUAAGACUGUACUGCAUUUUUCAAGCGUACUCUUAGUUAAUGCAAUGUAGACUUUGCCUAAUUCUUCAUGAUUUUCAAGUAUUCUCACUGCUGACUUCAGAAUUCAGCCUGCCUUUACAAAGCCAAAGGAGAUUAAACACAAAGUGUGCUAUAUUUCAAAUUGGACUGCACAAGUUCAGUUUCUAACCUGGCAAGCUUCUGUAAUCACUGCUUUUGUUUCUGCCUGAUAGAAAUAAAGGAGAAAUUUUGCUUUCUUGUGAACCUAAUAUGGCUUAGUUUGGCCAGUUUCCAUAAAAUCAGCAGAAAUUGAUUUUAUUUCCAGAGUCCUUGCUCCGUCAAACAAGUCUUUCCAAGUGUAAGCACAGUAUUAAAGCCACAUUGCCACACAGAACAAGUAAGCCUUUUUGUUGCUGGUGUGGCUCAGCAGCACUGUACACUGCUGUUACCAAAUAGCUGUGGUCAGGGAGAGUUUUAAAAGCAUGGAGAUAUGAAAUACAUUCAAGCGAUUUCCUCUUUAACUCCUCGCUAUAUAGAGGAGGGUCAAAUAAAACCACAUAUGUGUAAGCAACAAAUACACUAAUAUCAUUCUAAAUGUCAUUAAAGCAUUCUGAAAGGUCUCAGACUAUACAAUUAAUUGUUUUUAUUAUAGUUUUUUUUUUUCCUUGAGUGUAGUGGCCUGUCAGCUGCAGAAUUUACAAGAACCAAGCUUUAUUUGAGGUCACUGGCAGUUACUGAUUUCAUCUGAACCAGUUCUGUCUGACUCAGAAGACCAGAAGUCAAACCAGAGUCAGAAUUGAAAUUAAAUUAACAUGCUCUGGAACAAAAAUGCUAUUUUCAUGGUGCCUGUGGUAACCAUCAUUUUUCCACCCCACAGAAGUAUUUUUCACCAUAGGAUCCCAUUUCAACCGGCAACAGCAGCAGCACAGCCAUGCUACCUCUUGCCGGCACUUCCAGUUAGGCCCUCAGGCCUCCCUGCCUAUGGACUUUCCCAUGACCCAUCCAGGACAACCACAGUCAGGCAUUAGCCCCCACUUGGCCCCUCCUGGCCACCAGCAUGGCCACCCGCUCCACCCACCUCUCAACCCCCUGCCUACCCCCCAAUUCCAGGACAUCCCUGCCCCUCCCUUCUUACCUCAGGCAUUACACCAGCAAUACCUCCUCCAGCAGCAGAUCCUAGAGGUCCAGCACCGGCACAUCCUGCCGCCCUCCAGUGGUUUCCAUUUAAUUUACUUCUCCACCAGUAGACGCACUCCAGAGAGAGUUCCUCACCAGCCCCACAGAUUGCGGCCCGGGUACGAGUUUGCUCCCCCUCUGCACGUCCCUCCUCAGCCUGUGGUGCAGCCGCCCCGGUACCUGGCUGAGGGCACAGACUGGGAUCUGAGUAUAGAUGCUGGCCUGCCACCCCACCAGUACCACAUCCACCCACUGCCGCAGCACUAUCAGCACUACCUGACCUCUCCUAGGAUGCACCACUUCCCCAGAAACAAUGCCUCGACUCAAGUGGUUGUUCAUGAGAUCAGAAAUUACCCAUAUCCCCAGCUGCACUUGCUGGCUCUGCAGAGUCUCAACCCCUCCCGCCAUGCGACGGCUGUUCGAGAGAGCUACGAGGAGCUUCUGCAGUUGGAGGACAGGUUGGGCAGUGUAAACCGAGGUGCCGUCCAGACCACCAUAGAGAGAUUCACUUUCCCCCACAAGUACAAAAAGAGAAUACCGCAUGACCUGAAAAUGUGUUUGGAUGAUGAGGAGUUGGACACAGAUGAGAAGUGCACCAUCUGUCUUUCAAUGCUGGAGGAUGGAGAGGACGUCAGGCGAUUACCCUGCAUGCACCUCUUCCAUCAGGCCUGUGUGGAUCAGUGGUUGGCUACUAGCAGGAAAUGCCCUAUAUGCAGAGUGGACAUUGAGACUCAAUUGACCCCCGACAGUUGAUAACUCCUGUCCACUCGUGCCGCUUUGGAUCUGGUCUUGUAUCUCUGUAAUGCCUCCCUUGGGGAAGCUCUGCCAAACACCUUCUUCCCGUCUGCAUCACUCACUGAGCCUGCCUUCUGAAUCAGCUAAAGGAGACAACGUGACAGAGGGGCAAACAAAGCACACUCACUUACAACGCAACGAGGAAUGAGGUUGACGCAUAGUUAGGUGGCUGGAAUGAAGGUUGGUUGAGUGGACUGGAUGUAACCGGUAGAAAAUGUGUGGACAGAUGUGCUGAGGUGCCACAUGACUGUCAGAUUAUAUGCCCUGUCUACAUUUCUCCAUAUAAACACCUGAAACGGAUAUUCAACUUGUUUUGUGUAUUAACGCUGUUUUCUGCUGAAAAGAAGAAAAAAAUAAAAUAAAAUCAAAGGCCUAUGAAAAACCUUUUAAGCUGUCCUCUGCCCAGCCCUCAGCACAUCUGUACAGAAUAUUAUCAAACAAUUAGCAUGAGGUUGUUUGGUGUGAUCUCUUGUAGCUGAACGCUUGUGGUGUAAUGGAGUAUAGUACUGACUAAGUAUUUACAGAGUAACAGUGUUGUGUAGCAAGCAAAAGCCUUCACUUCGAGAACUUUAUAAUCUUUGUGAGAUAUACGCCUCCGGAAGAGAGUGGAUGCGACACAAAUGUGAGAACAUUCGGUGUGUUAAAGCUUCAUAGGUAACAAGGAAGAAGCUAGCUGUGUAAAAAGGCCAAAAUCCCUCUUUGUUGUCUAACAUGGUUUUGGAUUUCCAGUUAGUAGAUGCCAUCACAGUUGAUGCUAAAAAUGCUAACUGCAGGCAUGGCUUCCAGUGAUGUAUGUAGUGUCGUAGUCGGGCCUCUAUAAUCUAGAGCAGAGGCCCGAGAUGUGCAUGCUGUAUGGCAGGCUUGGGCUGUGUCGUUAUUGUGGAGCAGUAGAAACAGGAAUUGUGUCUGUGCAUGUGAACAGUAUACUAUGACUCUGACGAUCUCACUCAUUCAUAGAGAAGGACAAGAAUGCAACUAAUAGUCCCUGAAAUGCCCCCCCCCCCCUUCCCCUGCCAUCCUGAGCAGACCAAAGUUGCCCUUAGACACUGAACUUAAACCAAUGUAGCAUUGGAUUCAAAGAGCUGCUCAUAGAUCUGUGUCUAACCGCAACUCCUCUCUUGCCUCGAUCGGGGCCUUAAUCUGAGAAGCUGCUGCAGGCUUCAGAUUGCAGAGAGUCUUGCCAUUAGUCAGCGCCACCUGACAUCUGUGUUACCAAACCCUUAUUGCCUAUUGAACAAGCACAUGUGAUUUCUAUGUCGAGCAAAUUGCCUCCGUCGCUAAUCUUUCAUUUCAGUCUGAGUUGCUCACAAUCUUUGAUAAAAGACUGUGUCUAGUGUUACAGGGAAAAUACAAACUAGUUUACCUGUGAUAUGUGCUAGAAUGUGUACGAUUGUCUCUCUCCCCCCCCUCAUGGUAGUAGUGUAUGGUAUUGCUCGAAUUGUGAUAUGUUCAGUGAUAGAAGCUGUUUUCUCUUUAUCAUGCAUGAACCAUGUUGGUGUAAUUCACUUGAAGAAGGGUGAAAGGGAGGAAAAAGCCAUCCAUUUGAAUAAUACCAAACAGUUGUUCUUAACAUUUAGUUGUAAUUUUAUUUUCAUUGUCUCUUUCUACCAUUUGUUAUUUUGAUUACUUGUACUUUUCUUUUUGCUUACAUGCCAAUGUGGACAUGGUACUAAUAUGCUGGACCUUGUCCAUUUUAACCAUAUUGAAGAAAAAGCUACAAUGCUGCAAAAACAUAUUUAUUGUCGUUAUAAUGUAGCUUGUGUUUCGUAAAUGCACUAUAAUAUGGAGUUGCCUGAUUUUGUUCCAGUGGUAUGGGUUCUUCUUGUCUGGGUUUUGUGUUUCUCUUCAGUUACAUGUACUUUCAUGCCUCUUUGUGUACUCUUGGAGAGUAACUUGACUGUUUGUGCUGCGUUUUUUUUUCUUUCUUUCUUUCCCCAUUUGUAUGAAACCUCCAUUCAAAACACUACAGAUGGAUGAAAAUGGAGGUUUGCUAGUUCACAUAGAAUGCUGUGAUUAAAGAUGCCUUAAGUAUUUAACAAUCAUUAUUUAUUACUAACUGUAGCUAGCUAGCUAUCGUGGUGGAAUAUUUGUCUCUAUCUCAUAAUUUUGCAAUUUAAUCAAUAUAUUUAUUUAAAAUAACACAAAAUAUUAAAAAAGAAUACCUCAUUAUGCAUUGGUCGGUGGGGAUGCUUCUGCAUGCCGUCUGUGUUUUCUUUUUCAAAGGAGGGAAAAAAAAAUAGUUGAAAUAAUGUCUUGGGCUGUUCCUAACACAUUUUCUAGCCAGCAUGGUGCUGUUGAUCUGGUUACAUUCCGUUCAUGUCAUCCUUUAAUUUUCUUUCAACAUUUGGUUGUUUUGCUAAAUACGCUACCUGCUUCGUACACUUGGGCCCAUAAAUGUUUGGACAGUGGCAGAGUUUUUGUGAUUUUGUCUCUGUACACCACCACAGUGGAGUUGAAAUGAAACAAUAUGUCCUUGUAAUGUAUGUAGACUGUCAGAUUUAAUUCAAGGGGUUUAAUAAUAAUGUCACAUUAACCUUUGAGGAACUACAGACAUUUUUGCACACAGUUCUUCUGUUUUUGGAGACUAUAAUUAAUUGGACAAAGUAGACAUGGGAAUUAUCUAAAAGACAUCCAGGUUAUGUGAAUUGGAAACUCUAAAAAUUGUCCAGGUCUCCCUUAUAAAAGAGAUCUUGGUCUCAGUGGGACUAACCUGGUUAAAUAAAGGUUAAAUAAAAAAAAUGUUUUUAUAUAUAUAUAUAUAUAUAUAUAUAUAUAUGCAAACACGAUGGUACUGUUUUUGCAAAUCCAGUAAGUAGAAUUGGCAGUUUUUAAAAACUGAGUGACUGCACAAGAAGGGCAUGAUUGAUGGAUGUCAUGAAGACGUCAAUGACAACUCUGAAGAAGUUAUUGUAUUGUAUUGUAAACUUGUCUACCAUCAGUUACUGAGUUCCAUGGUGGAGUGGAACAGAGAAGGAUUUUCUUUAAAAAAAAAACAAAAAACAGAUCCUUCUCUGUGACACACCACCAUGAAGCUCAUUAACUGGUGAUGCACGAUGCAGGGUUCCUCCAAUCCACAGAAACCUACAACUGUGUCAGAGUUGUAUUGGGGUCUUGGUGGGUUCCCUCACUAGUCUUCUUGCAAGCGCGCUCAGUUUUUCAGCACUGCCUACUUCAAAUGGAUGAACCAUACAGUGUCAUACUGUUUGUGUUUCUCAAUGAUUUAUGUAAAUAAAGUCAAUAACACAUUCAGUGACUUGGAAAAGUUCAUAUGUCCAUCCUACAUUUAGUUUGUCCAGUUAUUUGCGACCUCUGAAAAAAGGUACUGUGCAAAUGGCUGUAAUUUCUAAAUUAUUACUAUGAUACUUUUGUUAAACCCUUUGGAUUAAGCCUGAAAGAUUCCAUUACAAGCACAAAAUUUUGACUGUUUUGUUUAAACUGUGUUGCGGUGGUGUCCCACAGCAGCCACCUGUCAGAAACAGUAUGCGUGAAGACUGGGCCUGUUCAGUCAUCUCCAGGUCCACCGUCCCUGUCUGGGAAUCGACUAAGGACAGUCUUCCUCACCACAGAGGAAUUGCCACAACAACAAUAAUUGUGGUGGUGUACAAAACUCCAAAUGCAAAAAUUUUGUUCCUGUAAAAUACUUAUGGACCUGACUGUACAAACUUUGUCUUUUUAUGACUCCAUAAAUAGCCUACGUUUGGAAAAUGAUAUUAUGUUGUCCCCAUAAUCAUCUAUAUUUAUUUGAAACUCACUCUUGUCUUUUAAUUUGACCACAUUCAUGCGAUUCCAUCAUAUCUGGAUUUGGAUUUAGUGCUUAUUUUAGGACCCAUAUAAUAUGUUGUCUUCUUAUCUAUUGCUGGCUAUUGCUUUGUGUGAAGUUUGGAAAGUAUCUAACAUGCUAACUUGAGCCAUUGAUCUUAUUGAGCAAAUUUCUGGUGUACUGUGGUUAUACAAUAUAGAUAGCGUGUUUCACACCUGAGUAUAAUAAGCUAACUACAUUUUUGAUGUGCAUUUCUUAUGAAUAUUCUACUAAUCCUUCAAAUUACUCAAAUUUUUAUGGGAUUGGAAUGACUCUAGCUGGUCUUACUAUCAUUUCAUUUCGUGCUCUCACUGGCCUUAGCCCUCGUCCUCCACGGUGUAUCCUGUUACUCCAGAGCAAACUGGACAGUAGCCAUAGUAUUAACUCAAGCUGAUGAACCGGAAUGAACAGUAGAACUUAAAGCACAAGCUUUUUAAUGCAUGUCCUUCUCAGGUUUUCCUAUGUGUAUGUGGGAGUAGCUCUGUAGAUGUGUUUAAUAUGAUGCUGUACCUUCUUGAAUAUUUCAGAUGUUUCUUUGCUGCUGAAAAAAAAGUUGAUUAUUAACCUGCCAGUGAAAAAGGGAAGUGGCCAUCUUUGUACAACACACUGCUGUUUUGCUGUAACCGCGCAAUGUUUUAUGAUCUUGAGUAUUUUAUAGAAAAGUAGAAGUAUGUAUCAAUAAUAUGAAAGCAAUAGCUAAAUCAUAAUGAAGAAUAACAUGAUCAGUGAAUAUUGUGAAAAUCUUUAGAUUCACUCUGGGUGGAUUUUGUACUGUAUUUAUUACUAAUGAUGAUGCAAAAAGUUGCAUAGCUUAACCCAAACUGUUCUGUCUCUUUUUUAAUUUAUUGUCUUGUAUAUGAUCUUUUUGUAUGUGUUUUUCAAAUAAAACGCCUAAAAUGCUGAGAACAAA